Molecule: messenger RNA, 1389 nt
Organism: Colletotrichum chrysophilum
Lineage: Eukaryota; Fungi; Ascomycota; Sordariomycetes; Glomerellales; Glomerellaceae
Exons: 3
Coding region: 1-1389 (462 amino acids)
Biological process (GO): transmembrane transport
Molecular function (GO): transmembrane transporter activity
Source: RefSeq, a predicted model, not a curated record
AUGAACGUCGCAACGGUCCCUCUCGCCCGCAAGAUUGUCGUCCUUGGGAACCUGAGGUACCAGGUUCUCGGAUAUUCUCUCAUCUUUUUCAUCGGCUCUACAGUGUCGGGCGCAGCUCCAAACAUCAACACGGUGAUCAUCGGUCGUGCAAUUCAGGGAAUCGGAGGAGCCGGGCUAUACCAAUUGAGUAUCAUCAUCAACAUGACUUUGACUACACCUACGGAGCUCCCACGGACACAAGGCCUCUUAGCCGUGUCCUGGGCCAUUGGCCUCACGCUGGGUCCCGUUAUCGGCGGUGCCUUUGCCGAAAAUCACAAGGCUACAUGGAGAUGGGCCAUGUACAUCAACCUCCCCAUGCUAGCCAUCAUCAUGGUCUGCAACCUCCUAGCCCUGCCGAACAUGCACGCACCCGGCGCGUUGCCCGUUAUCGAGGGCUUGCGCGUUGUUGACUGGACGGGCGUAGUCCUCCACGUAGCGUCUUUCAUCUUGCUCUGCUCGGCCCUCAUCUUCAGCGGGUCCAAAUGGGAAUGGUCAUCGCACUCAGCCAUUAUCGCCUGGGUGUUCGUCGGUGUCAUCUACCUCGCCUACGCCUUGCAGCAGAAGUUCUGCUUGCUCACCGACAAGACACAUCGCAACAUCUCCGCCGACCUCCUGAAGAACCGAGCCGUCAUCCUCGUCUGCCUCGCCACCUACGCCGUCGGAGGCAGCUACGGGAUCGCCCUGUACUACACCCCCCUGUUCUUCGCCUUCACCAAGGGCUUCGACCCCGUCGAUGCAGCUGUCAGGCUUCUCCCGUUCAUCUUCACCUUCAUCUUCUUCACCAUUGUCAUGGCGGGCAUGAUCCCCGUCGUCGGCAGAUAUGCGCCUUUCUAUGUCAUUGGCGGUGCCCUGACCAUCAUCGGAGGCGCCCUCCAAGCCCAGAUUACAGCCACGACCUCAGAGAGCCGCGUGAUGGGCGUGAGCAGUCUCAUUGGGGCAGGAGUCGGUUGCAUGUGGCAGACGGGAGUAUCAGUCAUGGCGCAAAGCGUGCCCGCACACAGACGACUGGAUGCUACUGCACUCUUCAUCAUGUUCCAGCUUGCGGGUGUCUCGGUGACUUUAGCUCUUGCCGGCUGCAUCUUCCAGAACAUCGGUUUUGAUAAGCUGAAAGACUCGCUCGACGGGCUGGGUUUCAGCGACCACGACAUCCGAGAGGCGCUGGCUGGACUCGACUCCAAGAUCUGGAGUGAUGCUGACCCGCGGGUUGUAGGAGCAGCUGUGAGUGACGUCGCAGAUGUGAUCGCCAAUAACCAGUAUCUCAUUGUGGCCUGCGGGAUCGUUGCCCUGGUCAGCGGUUGUCUCAUGAGUUGGGAAAAGUUGGACUUUGGUAAGACCAAGAUAGCCAAGUGA